GACGUAACUUUGAUGAAAUUAUUCGCGUUAUUGACUCUCUUCAACUUGGUGACAAGCAUCGUAUUACUACUCCAGCUAACUGGAAGAAAGGCGAUGACGUCAUUAUUCAUCCUAGCGUUACUAAUGAAGAAGCAGCAACAUUAUUCCCUGAUUAUAAAGCACCAUUGCCCUACCUUCGUUUAGCCAAAUCUCCUUUCUAA
Messenger RNA from Dentiscutata heterogama, 200 nucleotides. NCBI's taxonomy places the organism in Eukaryota, Fungi, Glomeromycota, Glomeromycetes, Diversisporales, Gigasporaceae. The record is from the annotation of a GenBank genome assembly.